GUCUGACACUUGCUAACACUCGAGAACGAGAAAAGAACUUAAAUUGUAUCUAGGUAUCGCACAUACAAAUAUAAUUAAAAUGAAUCAUAAUCAAAUGAAUAUGCAUGUACCAAUGAAUCCUGUUGGUGGCGCUCCAAAUGUAGGUAUGCAAAUGCAAGUACCAGGUCCAAUAAUGCAACAGCAGUCUCCUCAACAAAUCCAACCAGCUAUGCCCCAACAAACGCAACAGGAUAAAAUGGACAAUAUAUCUAAAGUUAAGACACUUAUGGGAUCCUUAAGAGAAUCUAUUCCAAUGACAUUGAAAUCAGCUGCUCAAAUUCUGCAUCAGAAUCAUAAUGUUGACUCUAAUUCACAAAAAGGUAUGGAAAAUGCUGUUCCAAGAUUUGAUAAGAAUCUAGAAGAGUUCUUCUCACUGUGUGACCAGAUGGAAUUGCACUUGCGAACCGCUAUAACUUGUAUACAACAAGCGCAAUCAGCGGCGCAUUACCUGCCUCUAACGGUGAUACCUUCGCGACUGGACUCUGGCCCCACCACGCAGGAGACAACGUUGAGCUACCCUCAGUAUUUGAAUACGGUACGACUGCAGAUCUCGUACGCCAAGGAUAUUCACGAUACGCUGGUCGCGGCUGCCCAAAAUAUAUCGCCAACUGAGUAAUCUUGAAGAUGAAGACUGCAUAGAUAUACCGAUAC
This is a messenger RNA of Chilo suppressalis (striped riceborer), 690 nucleotides long. Lineage: Eukaryota; Metazoa; Arthropoda; Insecta; Lepidoptera; Crambidae. The record is from the annotation of a GenBank genome assembly.